Messenger RNA from Cryptococcus wingfieldii CBS 7118, 3075 nucleotides. RefSeq lists its product as hypothetical. Bases 1 to 3075 code for a protein of 1024 amino acids. The transcript is spliced from 12 exons. NCBI's taxonomy places the organism in Eukaryota, Fungi, Basidiomycota, Tremellomycetes, Tremellales, Cryptococcaceae. The record is from RefSeq and is a predicted model, not a curated record.
AUGCGCUGGACGACGAGACUACGCCUUCUUGCGGCUCCCACCCUGGCAUCGUUCCUCUCAUUUGUCCUUUCCGCCGUCAAGCCUUGGGGGGGGAUAUCCGGCCAAUGGGCAUUCCUUGUCUAUACAUCGAUGCUGAUCUUCUUCUUCCCGAGAGGUAGAAUAGGUCCUCAGAUCGAACUCACAGUCCUUGGUAUCGCCGGAGGAACUAUAGGCAUCGCUUGGUCUUCUGGAGUCCUGGCAGUUGCUGCUUGGUGUGGGCGGCGGUAUGGUGUCGACUCUGAUCAGACUCGAGCCAUACUCGGCGUGGGUCUGGCUUUACUGUGCAUCGCCUCCGGUCUGAUCCGAAGCUCUGUCCGAAGGUUCAACACAUUCAGCAAGAUCAUGGUGUUCUUUCCUAUAUUCAUGUUGACCGGCCAGCAGACCAUCACGCAUAUGACAGCCGCGUUGUUUCUCGAACAGUUCUACGUUGUCAUAUUUGCCGGCAUUUUACCCCUCAUCUCAACCUUGAUCUUUGCUCCCCAUCACACUCUAUCACAUCAGUUUGGCGCUCAGGUGGAAGAAUCGCUCAAAACAAUUUGUACCCUCCUGCCAUUAUCGCUCCAGCACAUCACCGGGAAUGAAAAUUCUUCUCCUACUAUAUCAGAACCUUCUGAAGCGGAGUAUCCUACGGCAAAGAGCCUAGAGUCUCAGCCCGAUCGAGCGCGCCUACCGUCUAGUCAAGAUCAACUAGCAAAGAAGCUGAAAACGACAAUAUCAAACUUACAAACUUCGUCCUCCUCUUAUCUUCGUACCACGCCAUCUGUCGAUGGACAGCUACCCCUACUGCCAACCGUGGUCAAGUCUCUCCAGCGAAUCGUUCGCAACCCUCUCCUAGGUACCAGUCAAAGCCCCGGCGAGCGUAUCCAGGCUGCCUUGAACAAAACCUUUCCCCACAGCCAACCCGGUACCCCCAGAGGGGCGAAGGCCCGGACUCCGGUGCCCAGUGCUUCCUCUUCCAUCCGCUCACAAAGCCGUUCUGAGGUGUUCCAUCGACGGAAACCUCGGCAUCUUACCAGCUUGCUACCCCCUGAAGCGUCUAGCUCUAGUUUGACGCUCUCGCAACAUCCCGGGCUCAAGGAACGGAGCGAAUCGCUUGUUGGUGCUAUGGUUGAGGCGCUUCAAGCGAUUGAGCAAGAGUUACCGGCAAAGUUCGGCUGGGCAGUAGAGGCAGCAAAGGAAGACAAGGCGGAGAUGAAUCCGCACGAACGACUGGCCGGCGCGAAAGCUUGUUUGGAGGAGCAAGUCGGUUGCGUCCAGCAUGUGCUGGGAUCCCUUCUGGGCGAUUUGGGCGGGGAAGACAAAGACGACACAAGCGACAGCGAGUCCGACGUGCGUCGAAGCGCAUCCCCAUCGAAAUAUGCGACUUCUCCGCUGAACAGAAGCCCAGUACCGGCCACCUUUUCCGAGACUGUCGAAGUAAGGAGCGUGCUGCAUAAUCGGGAUCGCUAUCGUUUGGCUUUUGUCAUGACUACGCUGUUGGAUUUGGCAAAGGAUAUACAAGGUCUUGCGACCACCCUCAAUGAAGCACCGGCAUAUGAAAAGCCUCUCAGCGGCUGGAUGCACUUUUUGAGGCUCCUCUGGCUUAAUAGAAGUGAUAACGAAGAGGACAGGGAUCAUCAACGUGAGGAGCCAAAUUUGGUGCCAGAUGAAUCACUGCCGCACGACGAGAAGAAGGAAUUUCAGGAUAUGGACUUUGUGUCUGCCACCUUACAUCAACAGCACUCGGCGUUGUCAACCACCAGCCCAAAGCAUCGCCUGGGACGCGCAUGGAAACUUUUCUGGGACCAGCACAAAGUGGUGAAGACACGUAUCUUGAUGUCCCGUUUCAUGCACGACGUCAAACAUUCCCGCCACGUCCUCUUUGCGAUCAAGCUUGCAGGAGGCAUCUGCCUCCUUUCGGUCCCAGCUUGGAUGCCACCGGGGUAUUCGGCUCGCAAUUGGUAUCAUUCCUCACGAGGCGGCUGGAUGGUCGUGAGCUACAUGUUUGUGCUCGAAGACACCACGGGAGCUAUCCUCAAGGUGGGAUUCUUGCGAGCGUUGGGGACUUUUAUUGGAGCUGUGGUGGGGUUUGUUUGCGUAUUGAUCGCAGGGAGAAACCCGUACGGCCUAGUGGUGCUCGCGACAGUCUGCUCCAUCCCGAUAUCAUACAAUGUUCUCUUCGCCUCCAUCCCAGGCCUGGGGACGUCCACCGGCAUCACACUCCCUCCCAUCCUGUUCAUACCAUAUCUGGGGCUGUCCGAUGGCCAAUCAGACUGGUUCUUGACAUGGAAUAGAUUCGUGGAUAUUGUCAUUGGUGUGGUGGCUGCUGUCCUGGUGGGCACUUGGUUUUGGCCGGUCCACGCAAGGGUCCAGUAUUUCAGAGUUGUGUCGCGAACGCUGGAGGGUCUCAUUGAAUACUGCAAGUCUAACUUGCGAAUGAGCCGGGAUCUUGUUCGAUCAACGCUGGUGUAUCGCGUCGAUGAUAAACGUUACGAGGAGCUUGAGGGGAAGAUCAAACGCAACAUUCAACUCAGCCGGACCCUCAUGAAGAUUCAGCAGCAAGAAGUCUCGCUCUUGCCACGGCCAAUCAAACUCUACUCUGAGAUCAUUGACGCGAUUGAGCGGUUACUGGAGACACUCAAUGAGAUUAGAAUCCUUAGAUUCAGCGUGCCCAGGAAGGAGACGGUCCUUGAUGUGCUGCCCUUACGGCGAGAACUUAUUUCGACUGUACUUAUCAACCUAUGGGCUUCAAGUCACGCAUAUGGCUCGCGUGGCCCCCUCCCUCAAUUUCUUCCCUCCCCACGCGUGCCUCUUUCUGAGCUCAUGGAUGUCACUGAAGAACACUCUCGUCAUCUGCGCUCUGCUCGGCAUAAUCAUCAUCAUCCGAGAGAAACGCAGAGCACCCGCAGUACCAUGGCCGAGGGUUACCAGGCAGAGCUGGCGGUUUUAUAUGGUAUGGCGGAGAAUGAGGCGUUGGGCGAGGUCUGUAAUAUACUGGAAGAGCUUGUGGCCUCUGCGCGAACUCUUUUCGGUACACAAAGCUUUUUGCAGACAUGA